This is a messenger RNA of Spirometra erinaceieuropaei, 2635 nucleotides long. NCBI's taxonomy places the organism in Eukaryota, Metazoa, Platyhelminthes, Cestoda, Diphyllobothriidea, Diphyllobothriidae. The record is from the annotation of a GenBank genome assembly.
AUGUUCAGCGCAGGUCUAAAGAAGGAGGCCAUUGUCUUUGCAGCCGACGAUUCCGUGAGGACCCAACACUCCCCUCCGGGCCGAGCAGUCUACCCCGACGCGGGCACUGAAGUAGGCCUGUCCAGUUCUUGCCGACCAACUCUCACACGCGGCUCUUCGAAAGUGUAUUUUGUCUGGCAAUCGCACUCCGGCAAUCUCAUCGACCGGUGGUCUCAUCCAUGUGGUGCUACCCGUGUGUGUUUCCUCACACACGAUAAAUCCGCUUCUCUCCCCCUUCUCCUUUCAUCUUCCUGUCACUUUUCUGCUCUUCCCUUUCCUCCGGCCCUCUUCUCCGCCCUUCCUCUCCCUCCUUCUCCCCUCUCCUUCCCACCCGUCCUUCUCCCUCUCUACCCUUUUCCCCCACGAUCGAAAUCUCCUACGGUGAGGGCGACGUUCAGUCACGUAGGCGGGCCGGACCUAUCGGGUUGUUCCCUCACUAGACCAAUGCGUGACGCAUAGCGGAUUUCGGCAACCUCUCAUACGACCCAGAAGUUCUAAUUCGGGGCAGUACUGCUUACCCCCGCGAGGGGCGGUGGCUAUAAAAGGCGCCCUAAACAAAUGCUGGGUUCACAACAUCUGCGCGCAGACCGUGGCUCGUAGACUGCAAUACCUGCGGCCGAAAACACCAAAAAGGAACAAGAAUCUCCGCCUUUCCUCUCCUCCUCACCUCUGCCCCACUCCACAGGCUGCUAGGGUGAGUCCGUUUAUCCCGGCAGCCUGGAAUGUUCGUUCCCUUUUAGACAUUUGAAGAAGCAACAGACAAAGUCAGGGAAGACUUGAAUGGCCAUUUAUGACUUAUUAGUCGUCGUCAGCCGGUCAUGUCUGACCCCGAGGUGUGGAACACCUCUGUUAUGAAGCACACAGUGGACAUCGUCGGACGCGACGGUCGGAUUGUCAGGCAGAAUGAAUAUAGCAGCAGUGAGCUAGUCCACCUAACUUAAUGGAGUCAACUCGUGAACCGAACCGACCCAAACGCGUACACUGAAAGGUUUGUUCUAGCGCAACCUGAAAUUAUUUGCGAAAUUUGCCUAAAAGCCCACAGAGAGCACAAGACGUCGAAUAAAAAUAUGAGUGAAAACUUCGACCUGAAAUCUGUUGUAUUUUCUAUCUAUGAGGAUGUCCAUCAGUAGCAGGUUUGGCAAAAAUAUUGUUAGCAGCCCUCCAACCCUGUAACCUUUACAGGGCUAAUGUGCCAUCACGGUAAAGGUGACAUGACGUUACCCCGCAUGUUUCGUCGCAUUGUUUCCUUCAACAUAUUUUCGUAUUUUCUCAAAAGGUUUUUGUCGGGCAACUUGCAUUAUACUUUGUCAUAUUCACUACGGAAUCUUCUGUGCGAUUUUACUCAGAACACUGUACAAACCAAAAAUUCCGCAAGUCAGCAAGGUGUGUUGGGCUUGGAUUGAAAGUUUUGGUGCGUCCGUUGGAAAAGACGUCCGCCAAAAACGCCGAGGACUGAAAUUGUGCGUGCAUCUGACUGUGGCGAGGGAAAGGUGUGCAACACGGGCCUCUCUCUCUCCCCCUACACUCGUCACGAUCAGCUGGCAGAAUAUGGGGCUGGCGAUGGACACAACGCACCGAGUGACCUGAAGUAGAGCAUCACAAGCGUCGGUCAGUUCACUGGCGUAAAUAAGAAUUAACGCCCUUUAAUGUCACGCCGGUGACUGUUGAAAUAGGAAUACGGUGAGAAGGUGGCGUUGCGACCCAACUAUCUCUUUAUCUAAGUCCAACUCGUAAAUGUCUGAGUCACAAAUCCUGAUACAAUCCAAUAACACAACGAGGUAGGUUAAAUGCAGUGCGGAGAGCACACGCAGGAUUGAUUCCAUUUUCCUGUACCAGUGGACAGUUGGGGCCGGCUGGCAGUAAAUUAGAUACAACUCGCUGAUCAGCAUGGCUUGAAACCCCACAUAUAUCGGAUACCACACAAGUACUUGGCGCGUUUAAUUCAGAUGAAAAGUUCCGUGAGUUCGGAUGUCCCGCAUCUGGUGCAUGCAUCGUCAGUUCGACCGUCGUCUCCGACGAUGUCCAGCGUAAGCUACACAGCAAGGUGCAGCAGGCACGUUGACUUGCGCGUGAAUUAGUUUACAGUGGUAGUAGACUUUCAAUGCAUCUAACGCACAUUCUCUUCCCUACUUCCCACCUGAACCCGGUGUCAAGACAGAGUCAAGAAGACCGGAGGCGGGGGAGGACGCAGGUGCAUGGUUUGGACGGAUCCUCAGUUUGGCGUUUCACUCCCCACCCCCUGGUCCACACAGCAAAUGACCGUGUUUCUGACCAACAGCAGCAACACCCCAACAGGGGGCAGAAGGACGAUGAUGACUGGGCAGCCAUGCCCACCACCUGUAAACCCAGCGGGAGCGCAAGCACAUCUACCAGUAGGGAACCAGGUGUCGGGGAACAGUUAGCGAAUACAAGGCUGCGAUGCCAGUGGCUUGCUGAUAAUGGCCUAGCACACACGUUUGUUGAUGUACCAGGAUUGUGUGUAGUGUUGAUGGGCAUGACAGACGCCAUAGCGACAGACGUUGAGACGGUGGUGGUGGUGGUGGUGGUGGUGGAGGAGGAGGAGGAGGAGGAGGAGGAGGAGGACAGUCAACGUUAG